This is a messenger RNA of Aspergillus pseudotamarii, 732 nucleotides long. RefSeq lists its product as uncharacterized. Lineage: Eukaryota; Fungi; Ascomycota; Eurotiomycetes; Eurotiales; Aspergillaceae. The transcript has a single exon. Bases 415 to 669 code for a protein of 84 amino acids. The record is from RefSeq and is a predicted model, not a curated record.
CCCACAUGUGCAUCCGGUAUGUAUCCACGUCGGGUGAUUCUGUCCUUUCUUUAUUCGCACACUCAGUGUAAUCCGGCAAAACAAGAACCCCUUGGACAGCAGUGAUCUCAAAAAGACAUGUACAAUAUCUGCAUAGACCCCAAACACUAAUGCCAGCCCUGUUUCCUCCUUCUCCGCGUUGACAAGGUGGACCUUUUUUUAGGUAAAUCAUGAUCUAGACCCUUGCGUUAUGCCCGCCAAGGGAUUGGUGUGAGGUAAUAGUACUUAGAUAGUCAAAGAACUUCAUACCCAUCGAAUAUGAUGCCCACUGCAUGAACCUAGAUUGAGGUUGCUAUCGCACCCAAGGCACUCAUGCAUCUCUAGACCGGUCUAUUUGCCGCCACCAUCUGCCAACAUCCCCUUACCUCCAGAACUAUGUGCGAUCUAGUAGCGGAAGUAGAAAGUGUUCACACCCACAGCAGACCUUGGCUGACAAGGGUAUGCCUGCUGUCAUCAUCCACUUUGAUCUAUCUUUAUUUCUCAAUUUUGAGAGUCAUCCCAGUUUCCCAGAUACCAGUACUGUCUGCCCCCCCAAUCUACCAGGACUGCAGAUUUGUAUAUAUGAGGGGUGUGAACCUGAUGUUGGGCAGUCUUUUAGUAGUGUUUCAUACAUUUUGUCAAUGUUACUAGAAUGGGUUGUGGAUGUGACGAUUUGAGGUAUACAUAAGUUAUUUCUCGAUCCUGCAAUAUCAG